AUGAAAUCCGAUGAAACCAUUAUCCAAAUAUAUGAUAGGUUCAUUGAGAUUAUUGGAGUGAUAAAAUCCCUUAGGAAGACAUUCACAAAUGAGGAAUUGGUGAAGAAAAUUCUUAGAUGUCUACCUAAGGAUUGGCUACCUAAGGUGACCUCUUUAAAGGAUGCUAAAGACUUAAAUAAGGUGUGCUUGAAAUUCUCAAAACUUGAAAGCAAAUGGUAUUUGGAUAAUAGAUGUUCAAGGAACAGGACCAUAAAUUCUAGUCACUUAAUCUCUUUUGAAGAGAAGGAUGCAACAGCAACUAAUUUGGAGCCUGUCGUCCGAUCUGCCACUGCACCAGCAAAAUCACCUACUGCCCCUGCUGCAGAAAUUUUUUCACCAGCAGACUCGCCUACUGCCGCAUCUGCCACUGCUGAAGUUGCACCAGAAACAGGAUUCCAGGGUACUGCAGAAAAUCCAGCAAUGGUAGAACCCCCUGUUGCACGUGAAGAAGCUGAAAUUCAAGCUGGGAACCUACCUGUCCAAGCACCACAGCCACGGGAGAGAACACUCCGAGAGCUGGCUAUGCCAGCUGAAGACCAAGCACCAUUAUGCAUAACUUAUCCCCAACUAACAGCACCUUUUGAAUUGAAAACAGGUCUGAUACAUCUCCUUCCCAAAUUUAGAGGCCUUGAAAAUGAGGAUCCUCACAAGCACUUGAAGGAAUUCCACAUUGUGUGCGCAACCAUGAGACCUCAAGGAAUUUCAGAAGACCAUGUCAAACUUAGAGCUUUUCCUUUCUCUCUUGAAGACUAUGCCAAGGAUUGGCUAUUUUACUUACCACCCGGUUCCAUCACAUCAUGGGCUGGGAUGGUAAGGGCAUUUUUGAGCAAAUUCUUUCCUACCUCAAAAGCCAUUGGCAUCCGUCGUGAAAUAAGUGGCAUAAGGCAAAAGCAUUCUGAAGGCCUAUAUGAGUACUGGGAGAGAUUCAAGAGGCUGUGCACAAGCUGCCCCCAGCAUGAUAUUUCUGACAAAUCCCUCAUCGAAUAUUUCUAUGGAGGAUUACUACCGGCAGAAAGGAAGUUUAUUGAUGCAGCUUGUAGAGGGUCAAUUGAAGACAAAUCACCUCGAGAGAUUAGGAAUUUAAUUUCCACCAUGGCAGCAGCAUCUCAACAGUUUGGAGACCAAGAGCAGCCACCAAGAAAGGUGAAUGAGACUGAGCUGUCCAGCAGCGAUCUGCCCAAAUCGCCCAAGAAGGCAGAAUUAGAUCUGCCCAAAUCAACAGACCUGGCAGAAUCCAGUCAGAGGCAGAAAAAGCAACCAGCAAAGAAAUUCAAGGUACCUCCUCCCUUUCCCAAAAGAUUUGCAAGAUCUCAAAAAGAAAAAGAGGAAAAAGAGAUACUUGAAACACUCCGUAAGGUGGAAAUCAACAUACCUCUACUUGAUGUUGUCAAGCAAAUACCAAGGUAUGCCAAAUUCCUUAAGGAGCUAUGCACCAAUAGAAGGAAACUUGUUGAACGUGAAAAAGUAAGUGUGGGGGAGUGUGUUUCAGCUGUGAUUCAAAGAAAGCUUCCAGUCAAAUGCAAGGAUAGAGGGAUGUUCGCAGUUUCAUGCAAAAUAGGCAAUGUGGGGAUAAGGAAGGCCAUGUGUGACCUUGGGGCUUCAAUCAAUGUCAUGCCCCUUUCCAUUUUUAACUUAUUGAAUGCAGGUACACUCAAGGGCACCAGCAUAGUAAUCCAAUUGGCCGACCGAUCUGUUGUCUACCCCAAAGGAGUGCUUGAAGAUGUGUUGGUACAAGUGGACCAACUAGUCUUCCCAGCAGACUUUUAUGUCAUUGACAUGGAGGAAGAUAAGAGCAACACCACCUCUGACAUCCUACUUGGGAGACCAUUCUUGAGUACAGCCAGAACAAAAAUGGAUGUGCAUGAUGGCACAUUAACCAUGGAGUUUGAAGGGGAAGUUAUCAAGUUUAAUGUUUAUAAUGCCAUGAAAUUCCCCAAUGAUGUUUCUCCCGUUUAUGGCCUUAAUAUUAUUGAUGAUUUAAGAAAGAAAAAGUGGACAACAACAGCACCGAGACAGUGGAAACAGCAGACUGCUGUGCCUUACUAG
Molecule: messenger RNA, 2085 nt
Organism: Manihot esculenta (cassava)
Lineage: Eukaryota; Viridiplantae; Streptophyta; Magnoliopsida; Malpighiales; Euphorbiaceae
Exons: 5
Coding region: 1-2085 (694 amino acids)
Source: RefSeq, a predicted model, not a curated record